GCGUGCCAAGGAGCACGCACUGGCGGACAUGCACGACAAAAAGAUAGCGACACUCAAGUGCAUGGCACAGUCGACGAUGUCCCUGCGGCAACAGCAGUCAGAGUAUCAGGCCAAGCUCGAAGGAGCGGAGGAGCGCUUAGCCAACGUGCAAGGACGAAUCAAGGACCUACAAAUCGAGGAGCCCGCCAUCAUCAGCGAAAUCACACAGUACAAAAUAUGUGCGAAGGAGAUACAGGACAUGAUGGAGGAGGAAGCCGCAGACAUGCAGCAGCAGAUGGCAGCGACAGGGGGCGGCGCGCCAAGUGGAUGCUCUGGGCAGCCACAACAGCAGUAUGCGCCGCACAAUCAUCAGUACCAGCAACAGGUGCCAGACAGAACGUUCGAGUCCGUCAACGACAUGGCGGAGAUAAGAGGGCUGCUGGUGGGCAUGGCGAACAGGCAAAACGAAACGGAGCGCAUCAUGGGACAGAUGUGGCAGGCCUUCAACUACCAGGCGGCGGCGGCGGCGCAG
Molecule: messenger RNA, 511 nt
Organism: Prorocentrum cordatum
Lineage: Eukaryota; Dinophyceae; Prorocentrales; Prorocentraceae
Source: the annotation of a GenBank genome assembly